AGGGUGCAAACAAACAGAAACUAUUUCAUUAUAUCAGUAAAUAGAAGGGACUCGAACAUGGCGAACCAAGAUGUGGAGUCAAUUAUCCUGGUGACCCAGCAGGUCCUAGGAAAAUACAUCAAGAAGCCUCCUCUCACGGAGAAGCUACUCAGGAAGCCUCCCUUUCGCUUCCUAAUGGAUGUUUUUAACAAUUUCAUCAAGCAAACGGGCAAGUUCGAAGGUCUAUACCUGCCGGAAGAGCAGCAGUUCGAGAACAUAUCCGAUAGAGAGGACAAAAUAAGGUUUCUCCAGAAGAUGAUCGAUGUUGUCAAACUGACCACUAAACUGGAGCUUAAAGUCCGCACCUCUAAAAUAGUGGCUGGCCAGGAGCCGGAGCUCACCAAUGAACUACUCCAAGCAAUGGCCAGUGUAGCGGAGAAGAAUCUCGAUUGGAAGAGUGCCGUAGAUCAGGUUGUAGGAGCUCAUAGUAAGCCGGUGAAAGCCACAAAGUCGAAGGAUCCAUCUAGUAAGAAUCCAUCGCCCGCUGGCAAGGAGGAGGAUCCAAAGAAGCCUAAGGAAAAACGCAUAUCGCCGCAGGAGCAAAAACUGCGCAAGGCCACGGAGCAAACUUCCCGCUCCUCGCCCACGGAUAAGGUCUCUCAAAAGAAGGCCAAGAGUGGAGCUGGAGGAACUGACCCGAAACUGAGCCGGCAGAGCUCAAAGCAGAAGACCCCAUCACCCGUCAAGCAAAAGUCCAAAGUCAAAAAGGAAACAUCCACUGAAAAUUCCAGCCUACCCAUAGCACCCGCGGAGGAACAAAUAAUCAAGAAAGCAGCUCCUGAAGCACCACUUGACCACCCACCAGUGGAAGUAACAAAUAAAGAGCUAUCUCCUGCGAAAAUUACCAAAGAGGCAGUGGCUGAACCUGCCCAGAUACCAGAUCCUGCUGCCCUAGCUCCACCUGCUGAGCCCGAAAGCCGUAAAUCCUCUGCUCAGCGCCGCAGUUCCGCCUCCUCCACCAAGAGUCGUCGGUCCAGUGGCAGCCAACGGCAAGCCGACCCAAAUGGUAAUGAGAGUAACCAGCCAGAGGUUCAUCAAGAACCGACUGCGCCACCAAUAGAGUCAAGUCCUCCUACCGAAACUAAAAACAAUAAUGGCAACAACGAGACUAAACGGGAAAUUCCUCUUUCCCGGGAUAACUCCAAGGAUUCAAAUCAGCGACCUAGAACUUCACUUAGACCGCCAUCGGCCCGACCAGCUUCAGCUCGUCCCGGAGCUCCGCGACGCCGCAAUGUGGAGAUUGUGCUUCAGCCCAACGACCAGGUCAAGAUGUCGGGCAUUAAUGUGAAGCUGGAAACCUUCGGCGACCUGGAUGAUGACGGGGAAAACCUUGUGAUCAUUGAAGACGCCAACUCCCAUGACAUUAUCGAAGGCAAGGGGCCAGAAGAAGCCCCCUUAGAGGGACAAGUGGACGCCCAGGGCCGGUUGGUCCAGCAAAUCCUCGAGACCCAAAAGGAGCUGGUUCACCAAAAUCCCGAGAUAGAACCUCCCCAGAGUGCCACCACCCGUCAAAGUUCCGCUCGCCAGGUAAACGAUCUCCGCGACACUAUCCAGAGCCUCACAAAGGCCAUAAAUCCGAUGGGAAAACUACUGGACUUUGUUCCGGAAGACGUGGAUGCAAUGCAACUGGAGCUGACCAUGUGGCGGGACACCUACACCCAGGCAUCGAUGGAACUGAAAAAGGAACGGAGUCUCACGGCGUCCGCGACAGAGCCCUUGAAGCACCAGCUGCAGCAGAUCCAAGCCAGCAUUGCCGAGUACCGAGAGCUAAUAGACGAGAGCCGUCACAGGAUCCAGCAAAACAAUGCCCGCAUCCUUAAAAUGCUGAUGGAACAGUGAAGAAUUAUGGA
Molecule: messenger RNA, 1889 nt
Organism: Drosophila ananassae
Lineage: Eukaryota; Metazoa; Arthropoda; Insecta; Diptera; Drosophilidae
Gene: IFT54
Product: TRAF3-interacting protein 1
Exons: 3
Coding region: 58-1878 (606 amino acids)
Biological process (GO): cilium assembly; intraciliary transport; regulation of microtubule cytoskeleton organization
Cellular component (GO): centrosome; ciliary basal body; intraciliary transport particle B
Molecular function (GO): microtubule binding
Source: RefSeq, a predicted model, not a curated record